Messenger RNA from Lachancea mirantina, 2709 nucleotides. The record is from the annotation of a GenBank genome assembly. NCBI's taxonomy places the organism in Eukaryota, Fungi, Ascomycota, Saccharomycetes, Saccharomycetales, Saccharomycetaceae.
AUGCAAAAUCUUGUUAACUUGAACGAGCCUAAAAUCCCCCGAUAUCGCUAUUCGCAAGACAGCAGCACGUCUACCGAAUUGACUGGCGGCACAACGCUCAGGAGUCCCUUAAUGUUUAACAUGUCUGAACACACAGAAUGCCUGAGACUGACGCCCGUGAACAUCAAAAACCUUACUUCUCCCUUGAAGACAGUUGAUGACGGGGCAGGAUGCAUUUCAGACGAAAGUGCACCUUGUACAGGUUACAAGGAAAGCUUCAACCUUAUCUCGCGUAAGCUCGAAAAAAUACUGGGCGAUCUCAACGUCAUUUACCGUGAGAUCGGUUACUCCAACGACGAGAUCUCUGCCAAGGAAAAACUCAUUUUCAAUAAUUUGUCCGACUCAAUAACCGGGUUUUUCGAGCAUGCAAAUGAGGAAAAAGAGCGCAUCAUGUCCGACAAUCAAAACUGGGAGCAGGUCCUCCAGAGGGUUCUCCAAAUUUUGCGCGAUCCAAGAGGGACCAGUACCAUUCCGGAUCUUUACACAAGGAAUGUUUUGCUGUCGAACGACAGUCAGUCUGGCCGCCAACAACCGGGUUCUCCUAAAAAGCCAAUAUCCCUGCUCACCAAGAAAAAAAUCCUAUCCAAAGCUCGAAGUUAUGUGCUGAAAACGUACAGGCCCCAACUUGUUGAUUAUUUACAGGGUUCAAUCCGUCUCAGAUCCCUUCAUGAAGCGAUCGAUGAUUUUCGACCAGAGUACGAAGGGUUGAACAUAGAGUAUCUUUUGUCUACGGUGCCCCCCGUCGAGAUGAGCAAAUAUUUUCUGUCGUUCUUCGAUGCAACCCACGACAAUAACGUGGCCAAACUGUGUGAAUUUAUCACCGAAAAUAAAAAGAGCUUACUGCACACAGUUAACUUUGACGAUAUUUCCAAAGACGUGGUGCAGCACAUCCAAACUUUGAGCUGCCUGUAUGAGAAAGAAUAUAGUGCCAGAGCUAGGAAGCUGCAAUCCUUAUGUUCCGAACUUCUCGAUAUUAUAAGCGUUCUGGGACGAGAUGCACAAGACGAAUUAGAUCCUCAAAUUGUCAACACACUACGAGUGUACUCUCAACUAAAGGAACCUUACAGUCAGCCUUAUGACUGCUCCACAAAAACGCUGGCACGGUUAGGCAAAUUGUUCAAGGAUCUCAAGGCUGUUGAAGAGGCCAGGAAAAGGGAAAAAGCGAAGCUGGAACAAACAUGUUCUGAGCUGUGGGAAAAACUGAAAAUUCCUUCUUCUUACGUUCAAAAAUUCAGGUCGGAAAAUGCGUUUCUAUCAGCAAGCAUUUUACAGGCCUACCGUGAUGAGUUCCAACGCUUGCAAGGCAUGAAGAAAAAACUCAUCAAAAGCUUGAUUCAAGACUCUCGAAACAAAAUUCAAGAGUUGUGGUCGGCUAUGCAUUUAUGUGAGAAAGACACAUAUGGUUUCAAGGAGCUCUUUGAUACCAUGGUAUCACAGUCGACUUCCCUGGAAGAUGACGAGAAAGUUUUAGAAGCAUGCGAGACCGAGAUCAAAGACCUUGAAAGGCGCUUGGCGCUAUAUAAGCCCAUUUUGACGCUCAUUGACGAAUUCAAGUCUCUUCAAGAAGAUAAGUUAGCGUUAGAAAAAAGCAGUAAGGAUUCUUCAAGGCUUUUGUCUAGAAACUCCCACAAGAUUCUUCUCCAAGAGGAGAAAACCCGGAAAAGAAUAACUAGGCAUUUUCCCAAUGUUACUCAAGAGCUCAUAGUCAGGCUAUCAGACUUUGAAAGUGACUUUGGUGAGCCUUUUCUGUUAGACGGGGCCAAAUUUCUGGACAUAGCAUUGAAACAAGAGCAGGAACUCUUGAGCAAGUAUCCUAGGAGCCGAGUAAACUCAUCCUUUAGGCAUCCAAAAUCGAAGCCACCAUCCACCAGGCUAUCGCCUAUCAGGCUCAUAGAAUCGGAUAAAAAUUCCAAGAAUUACCGUAGAGGUCCCCGAAAUGUGUUAGAUUCCGGUCUGAAAUCAAGGCCAGGAAAGCCAUAUCCGUCCACGCUUCACAAUUCUUCGCCCAUUAGAGGACCAGAGUGGUCAGCGUGUAAACCCCUACGAUGGAACGAAAAGCCUCCCACCUUAUCACGAGCUUUCACAGCCGAAACAAUCGUUCAGAACAGCAGCCCUUCGAGAAUACCAAAAUUCAGCAGAGAUAACUUCUUUAAUGCCACCCCAAUUUUAAAAUUGCAAGAUGGUAGCGCAUCAACCAAAUCUCGACCAGCGGGACUGGCACUGAUGUCAUCUAAUAAGUUAAAUUCUAAUGAUUUCAGUAAUCAACAGAGAUCUGUGCAGCAAAUGUCUCUCGAAUCAGGCACACCAUUUUCUCGUGCUGCAGUGAGCCCCUCGGGCGCUUCAGAAAUGAACAAGGAAAACCUUGAAGGUUUGCCACUAAAAUCUCCAGUGAAAUUGUUAGCCAAGAGGCAUAGCCAAGAUCAAAUCUGGACUUUUAAAGAGAAGCACAACGAAACCCCGCUAACUCAGUUAACUGAAAGUAAUACCAAAAGCUUUUCUUCCUUAGAUCACAAAAGAGACAACCUUAGUGAACUCGAUGAUGAUGACACUAGCAUUAUGGAUGACGGGAAGUUCGCAAACUGGAAGAGGGAAAAACUGGCCAAUUUGAACAACGAACGAGGCGCCAAAAAUCCUGGCUCUUCGAUCAAUUGGGAAACGGAUGUAUUUUGA